UACUUUUGGUUUUUGUGCAAGGUCACGGCAGCAGCAGCUUUCAUCAACAUCAUGUGGUCGUUUGUCUACCACACCUAUCUCGUUCAGAUUCCGUACAUCAGCCGCACCCCCAUCUUUCAGCUUGAGACUGUGCCCUAUACCAACCGGAUUCAUUUUGUCAUUCGCUCCCCCCUAGACGACCGCGAGUAUGCGGAGUCUUGUUUUGCUUUUGUCAGGAAGAAUCACUCCUCCAAGUUCCUUAGCCCGCUCCACCCCGACAGUGUCCGUGUCAAUCUUAUCACAGCGCAACUUCUCCGUGCUGUUCAGCGUGGCCUUGACAUCAAGAACCGUGAUGUGGCCUUGAUUCAUGAAUCCUCUUGCAAAGAUGUGAGCUUGGAUGCCAGGCAUGCAAUUGAGAGCAAGAAACAAGGCAAGUUAUGCAAAUCACAAUCACAAACAGCGCACCUUGAUGGGUUAGCCUGGGAGGUGAUUGUUGUUAAAAAUGAUAGGCAUGUUGGUGCAAUGUCGUGGCCCCAUGGCAAGAUUAUAGUGUUCACUGGAUUGCUCAUCCAUUUGAAGACUGAUGCUGAAAUUGCUACUGCUCUUUCGCAUGAUAUUGCACACGUGGUUGCCAGGCACUCAUCAGAGUCAAUCGUCUACAAGAAGUGGUUUCCUUUCCCCCUCAUGGUGCACUUCCUAAGAAGGAUGGAGAUAGAGGCAGAUCACAUUGGAAUGCUGCUAAUGGCUGCUGCUGGUUUCGAUCCACACAUAGCUCCUAUGGUACUUGAGAAGCAAGGGAAUGAUAUUUAUCAUCCUUCAGGGAAGAAAAGAGCACAGCUUUUAUCUAGAGCAAAGGUCAUGGAUGAGGCGCUGGAAUUAUAUAGAGAAGUUAUGCCAGCCAAGGCACCAGAGGUUUAAAUUCAGUUGGUCGGCCUGCAAUAUUUAAAAAUUCAUCCUGUUGCAGCUGGCUCAGUGGGUGAAGAUUGCGGCGAACAAGCAUGAAGAACCUUUGCCCUUUGCCCUCUGUGAGAUGCCUCCGAUGGCAAGAGCAAUCAAAUCCUGUAGCGAAAAAGGCAUUGCAAGUCUGCUUAGUUCAAUGUGCUGUUGAGAAGUGAAAUUGGUUGUUGAGCCCACAAAAUAUUCAUCUCUGUGCCUGCAUUCGGUUAUUGUGUUAAUUUGGUGGACUGGUGUUUUACUUCUAAGUUCACGGAUUUAGUAUC
This is a messenger RNA of Triticum aestivum (bread wheat), 1199 nucleotides long. Its product is annotated as mitochondrial metalloendopeptidase OMA1. Gene Ontology annotation, cellular component: membrane. The record is from RefSeq and is a predicted model, not a curated record. Gene Ontology annotation, molecular function: metalloendopeptidase activity. The transcript is spliced from 4 exons. The coding region runs from base 52 to 897 and encodes 281 amino acids. Lineage: Eukaryota; Viridiplantae; Streptophyta; Magnoliopsida; Poales; Poaceae.